This is a messenger RNA of Anastrepha ludens (Mexican fruit fly), 627 nucleotides long. RefSeq lists its product as uncharacterized. Bases 1 to 627 code for a protein of 208 amino acids. The record is from RefSeq and is a predicted model, not a curated record. The transcript has a single exon. NCBI's taxonomy places the organism in Eukaryota, Metazoa, Arthropoda, Insecta, Diptera, Tephritidae.
AUGAAAACGACAGAGAAGCACCAGAUCUUAGAUCAGGGUGCGAUUGUCUCCAAACCUACCAAACAAUUCAGUGAGGGGGCGUGGGACCAUCUCCAAAUGGCACUGGUACACGAAACUUCCAGCCGCGGCACACCUGUGCUUGACAAAUGGUCGGAGAUUGAGACACGGCUGUCUCGCAUAAUCGUCGACCAUGUCAUGGCGAACCCGGAGGGUCAAUCACCAGGAUUCGACUCGGUGGAAGUGGUUCGCGGUUGCCGGGUAAUCAAAUGUGGUGACCAGUACUCAAAUUUCCUGACAAACGCGAUUGGCGAAAUUCAGAGACGCUGGGAGGGCUUGAGGCUCAAGUUCAUUCCAGUCAGCGAGAUACCACUAAGGCCGAGGUCAGUUAAUUCCCUAUCUCCAGGCUCACAACCGCACAGCGUGUCGUUCUUUCUUCAAAUCACAGACGAGAGCCUUGAGCCAGUGCAAAAAGUGGAAAAUAAACUUCGGUUCGGCACACGGAAGGCCCAGCUGAAAAUAUUCCGUUCUGCAAAUCUGGAGGAGAAGCAGGAUGAGGUCGACGGCACCAGCGAACUGCUGACUAGCAUUCAGUUAAAUGACGCCGAACCUGGGAAAACAAACCAAUAA